CACACCCCUCCCCUUGCGUUUGCUCAGGGCCGAGGCCAGGUGAGGCCUCAGGGAAGGGGAGUGGCAGGCUCUGAUCAGAUGCCCUUGGAGCAGUCUCAAAACAGCUCAGCUGAGAGGGAGGGCCCGAGAGGACGGAGCGAGGCUAGUAGCUGAAGCAGCAGCAGCCCCAUGGCUGAGGAAAGCAAGCAGGGUGAGGCCCUGCCAGCUGACAAGAUCCUGGUCUUGGUGUGCAUCUACCUGGUGACUCUCUCCCUCAGCCUGCUGGGCAGUGGCUCCAUUCUGGCCGUGGCCGUCCGCCGAAGACAAUGCUGCUGUGACCAGCUCCGGCCUCUUGUCCUCCUCUCACUCGCGGACUUCCUGGGUGCUGCGGUGCUGAUCCCUACCAUGGCCCUCCACCUCCUUCCCAUCCAGCACUUUGGGGUGGCCCACAGCUUCUGCCUGUAUGGGCGGAUGUUUGGCAUGAUGUUCUAUGCCAUCUCUCUGCUGAUGGUGCUCGUCUACGCCUGUGAAGUGAACCGGGCAGUCAGAGGCUGGAGAGCGACUCAGGAGAACAGCUCCUGCUGCCCCAGGUUCCGGCUGGCUCUGCCCUAUACCCUGGCUUGGUUGCUCCCUUGCCUAGUAGUUCUGGCUCUGAUGGUCCUAAGCAGUGGGCCUCUGAGUAGCGAGGCUUUCCUCCAGCCUUUGUCCCAGGCAGGCACAGACUCCUCAGGGGCCUCCAACCUCUCCUGCUCCAGCUGCCUGAUUCUCAUCCACCUCUCCCACAACUCCUGCUAUAAGGCCCCCAGGCAGCCAGGCCCCCCUCUUGCCCCACAGCACUCGGGCAAGGAAAGCAGCAUCUUCUUCCUGGCGGUUGUGGCCUUGGUUGUGUCCGCUUGCGUGGUUCUCUACUGCAGGGUGAAGAGGUGGCAAUGCUGGGACCGCCAUGGGCUACGGAGUGAGGGUCUUGCUGGCAGAAACCAUGUCACCCGCAGCUUCCAGCUGGUCCUUGUGCUCUGCUGGAUGCCAGCUUGCCUCCUCGUGGUGCUAUCAUUCACCCGCCUGCAGCUCUCCACCCUUUUCCCUCUCUUGGUGGCCACGGCCCUGACUGCCCCCCUCCAGGGCUUCCUGCACAGCCUGGUCUAUGGCUGGUUGAGGGACAGCUUCCGCCAGGAGGUUGCGGGUGAGCGGCUCCCGCUAUAUUGCUCGCCGGACCUGAAGGCCUCCUUCGAUGACUCCUUGGCUGCAUCUGGGUAGCCCCAAAAGCCUUUCUGGGUCCAGGUGCGCACGAGAGGCAGCAAAUACUCCUUGAAUAAAACAGUAGAAUAAUAGAGCUGGAAGGGACCUCAGAGGUCUUCUACUCCAACUCCCCCCGAUUCAGCA
Messenger RNA from Ahaetulla prasina, 1359 nucleotides. RefSeq lists its product as uncharacterized. The coding region runs from base 169 to 1233 and encodes 354 amino acids. Gene Ontology annotation, biological process: adenylate cyclase-activating G protein-coupled receptor signaling pathway. Gene Ontology annotation, molecular function: G protein-coupled receptor activity. Gene Ontology annotation, cellular component: plasma membrane. The transcript has 12 exons. The record is from RefSeq and is a predicted model, not a curated record. Lineage: Eukaryota; Metazoa; Chordata; Lepidosauria; Squamata; Colubridae.